Molecule: messenger RNA, 1470 nt
Organism: Dothidotthia symphoricarpi CBS 119687
Lineage: Eukaryota; Fungi; Ascomycota; Dothideomycetes; Pleosporales; Dothidotthiaceae
Exons: 2
Coding region: 139-1395 (418 amino acids)
Cellular component (GO): nucleus
Source: RefSeq, a predicted model, not a curated record
AUUUGACGUAAUUGGCGGGGUACACUGUCACGUGUAGGCUAAAACAAAGCUUGGUAGUUCCUGCCUAGGUCGGAAAGCUAGUCGAUCGCGUCGCGUAGUCGACGAGCAACAUCGAAAACUUCCCAAACAACGCGUAACAUGUCUGAUUUGGGUUCCAAGUCACCUUCCGAGGGAGCUAUAUCGCACAAACUUCGCGAUGUUGUCAGUGCAAUCUACCAGGCCGGCAACUUGGACGACCUGACUAUAAAACGCGUGCGCGCGCGUGCGGAGGAAGAGCUGGGCCUGGCCACUGGCCUCCUCAAGAGCUCGGAGUGGAAGCAAAAGAGUCAAGAGACUAUUCAUGAGGCUGUGGACAAGUAUCGUACCGAGAACCCAGAGCCAGCGAUUUCGCCAAAGCCUGCUACCACGAAGAAGGCUGCCGAUAAGCCUAAAGUCAAGCCAGCAAAGAAGAAGACCGCCAAACCAAAGACGGAAAGUACGCAAGGUGUAAAGCGAAAAGCUGUAGUACCGGCAAAGAAGACUCAGAAGCGACAAAAGACUGUGUCUUCCGAUGAGGAAUCUGAAGCCAAACUGUCCGACGCAGAAAGCGAACCACCGCCAAAGAAGCUAGUGCGACGCUUGAAGAAGGUUGUGGCAGAAGACUCGGACGAGGAGGAAGAUGUGACACCCCAACAAGCGACAAAGAAGACAAAGAAGGUCGUCAAGGACGAUGAGAGUGAAGAGGAAGCAGCGUCAGUAAAGGAGCCAAGCACUCCACCUCCGGACACGAGUGGCAACAAGUCAGAUAGUGAGAUGUCGGUUCUACUCGACGACUCGCCACCGAAGAACAAGCGACAGAAGAAGGAACCAGCAGCAAGGACAAAGAAGGAGGCUAAGCCUGCAAAGGCCGUGGCAAAGCCCAAAGGUGAGGAGGAUCCGGACACAGCCGAGAUCAAGCGACUACAAGGCUGGUUAGUCAAAUGUGGCAUAAGGAAGGUCUGGUUCAAGGAGCUGGCUACUUGCGACACGUCUAAGGAGAAGGUCAAGCAUCUGAAAGCAAUGCUAAAAGACGCUGGGAUGGAUGGCAAGUACUCCGUUGAAAAGGCAGCCAAAAUCAAGGAGGAGCGAGAGUUUGCCAAAGACUUAGCAGCCAUCCAGGAAGGCGAAGCUGCGUGGGGGAAAGUAGGCGAAGAGAGCAGUGGGCGACCUCGACGUAGAGCGGCGGCUGCGGCGGCAAGUCGAACAGUGCAAAAGGUCGUACUUGAGGGUGACGACGAGGAAGAUGAAGAAGACGAGGGCGAUGGAGAGGAAGAGAAUGACUCCAACGACGAUGGUGAUGAGGAUGAUGACGUUCAAGGCGAGUCGCAAGACGACGAUGGUCAGAGCGAGAGCGAUGCUGCAGACGACUCUGAAUGAUUUCGCUCAACUUUUGGAAGCUUGUAGUUUUAAUCUCGAUACCCCAUCAAAAGUUAGCAUAUAUGAUAUUAUCAU